AUUAAUUUAAAAUUUAUAAUAUUUCACUAGAAUAUGAAAAUUUCAUAAUCUUAAGCUGCGCUAUUUAACAACAAGCAGCUCCCAAUUCAAUCUAUUCCUAAUGGAAUAACAUUGCAUUAGAGAGCUUAAAGUAAUAGUUAGUUAGAUAAAAACCAACAAGCACAUGUAAGGAUUAACUAGAAUUUAAGUGGAUAAUAAUAAACAACAAAAUAAUAAAAUUCAAAUGUAUUUCCCCAUUAAAAAAUAUAGCCUAUGCUUAAAAAUUCAAAUGUGAUAAUUUCUAAUCAAUUAGCUUCUAAAAGCGCAAGAUGUUCUCCUUAAAGAGUUAUUUAAUCUCACAGGCCGAAUGCUAAUAAUAGUAGUACUAACACUAAUAAUCAUUUAAGACUCAAUUUUACUCCUUCAUCAAAUUUACAAUAGUAGUAAGAUAUAUCUUAAUAAUCAUAUUAAAAUUAUGUAAUAAACUAGGUACAACAUUAAAUUAAUAAUAAUUCUGUUAAUAAUAAUAUAUAAAAUAAUUCAAUUAGUCAAGUGUAACCUGUUGCUUGUUUUAUAAAGUAGCUUGGCGGAUAGUAGUAGUAUAAUUCAGUAGGGAGAGAAUAAGUUCCUUAAUAAUAGUAAUUACAGAUGCAGCACCAAAAUUCCUAAUAAUACCUACAAAGAGCAGGUGCUGUUUAGAGCUAUUUCAAGCCAAAUCAAUUUUUAAAUGAAAGAGAUACAAAUACUUUGAAUUAAAACAAUUAAUUUACAUAAUAAUUAGGAAAUUUUUAAACUUAAGAAUAUUAAUAGUUACUAUAGCAAGCAUAGUAUCAAAAAUAAUAAGCUUCACCCUUUAACUAUCAAACAGUAAUUUAAAAUUAAACCCCUCUCGAAACUAUUAGCCCAAUCGCGAAAAAUCAAAAAUCAAAUUUAGAAGAUCUAGAAUAAAAGAAAUUUGCUUUGAAUUUUAAAAAAGAUGAAAAUGAGAUAAUUACAACUCCAAAAACAUCUAAAUAAAUUGUUUUUGGUAAAAUUACACAGUAAUAGAAACCAUAAGUUUAGUAGCUAAAUUUAUAGAAUAUAACAAAUAAUUUAUAACCAACUUAGAAGAAUAUGGUUUGUUCUUAAGUUCCUAAAUCCAGAGCUAUCAGUUCUAUUUCCUUUAAGUGUGGAGGUAUAGAAAACUAAGAGAAUUAUUCUUAUAAAGAAUUUGUUGAUAAUAUAAACGAUAAUACUAAUCUAGUUAAGAAAGGAAAUAUUUAAUUAUAAACAUAUUAAACUAACAAAACACAAGGUCCAAAUCUUGAAAUUCUCAACAGUCAAAUAUAAUUAGACUAGUUAAUAAAAGAAGCAAGAUAACAACAACCUUUUACAGAAUCAAAUUAGUAAUUUGAAUUAAAUUAGAAUGAAAAUUAGCUUAUUUUUCAGAAUAAUAGAUUUGAAAGCUUUCAAAUUAAUGAGAGCUUAAACAUGUUUUAAGCCCCAUAGUAUACUAUUAAUAAUAAUAACAUAACAAGUUAAUUUACGAGUAUUCAGCUAGAAUAAUAAACUGCCAAUUAGAAUUUAAUUUAAACUUUAUUUAAUUCAGAAUUAAAUGCUUAAGAAUGUAAGUAAAAUACCAGUUAAAAUUUACAAAGCUCAAAUUUAAAUGAGUAAAAACCAAGUAAUAAUUUAAAGUUUUUACAGUUUUAGUAGCACCAGUAAAAGUAAAGUUAAUCUCCAGAAUCAUAUAUUGAAUCAAAUAUUGAGGGAGAGCAAACACAAAGAGUUUCUGAAUUUCAAAAUGAAAAUCCAAAAUCUUAGUAGUCACUUAAAAGCAAUAAUGAAAAAGCUAACGAAAUACAAAAUAAUCCAUAAGGCAGCAAUAACUUAUUGAGCUAAGAAGAUGUGAGAAAUGAAUAUCACUCAAAUUAAAUAAGUGAAAGAGAUUUAUAUAAAUAGAAGUUUUUAUAGUUGUAAGAAGAAAAUGAUAGACUUUAAGGAUUGAUAAAGAAUUUAUAAAUAUAAUCUGAUGAAAAAGCAGCACAAAAGGAUGAGGCAGAAGUUAAGUUAUAGAAAAUAGAAUCUAAAGUAGAGGAGUUAUAAACAAAUAAUUUGCAGCUUCAGAGUGAAAAAGAAUAAAAAGAAUAUUAAAUUAAAGAAUUGAAUUAGAUUGUAGAAUCUCAAAAUGAUUUAGAAAAUAGAUAUUUCUUAUUAGAAGAAAAAUGCAAUUUCUACGAGUAAGAAUUAACCAUGCUAAAAUAGAAAGACAAAGAAAAAUUAGCCAUUCUUGAAAAGGUAAAAGAAAACAUAAAAAAAGCGAAUAAUUAUGAGACUGACUAAUAGAACACUUAAUUAGAAGAAUAUAUUUCUGAGAAGGUUUUCAUAUUACUUGAGAGAUAAAAGUAUCAGAUAUAUAGAUUAGAAUAAUGCGAGAUAGAGCUAAAGUAGAAAACCUAAGAUUUGAUUGAAAGUUAAAAAUAAAUUCAAGACUUGAAUGAGAAGUUUAAAGAAUAUGAGAUCACUUAGUAAAACUUUUAAUAAGACAUUGAGUAAAGAUAUAAAUCUGAAUAUAACAAUUACUAUUUAACAUAACAAGAACAAGAAGUCUUAGCAAAUUCUAAAAUAAAUUAAUUGAGUUAAGAACUAGUCAGAAUAAAGCAAGAACUUUAAACUACUCAAGAGCUUAAAAUAUCUGAAAUUAAAACUCUAAAUUAAGAAAUUGAAAACUACAAGUAGCAGCUGCUACAGUUAGGUUAACAAUAGAGUUAGAACAAUUAAAAUAGCGAUUAAAGCCAAAGUAAAGUUAAAUAAUUAGAAUAGCUGCUAUAAAAUGUAGAGAAGCAAAAUGAGGAUCUUAUAUGCAUCAACAAUAUGUAUUUGUAGUAAAUUACUGAGUUAAAAAGUGACCAUUCUAAGUGCUAUACCCUCAAAACAGAAAACGAAACUUUAAAAAUAUCUUUAGAUAACUUCACAUUUUAGAUUAAAGAUAGAGAAAGUGAAAUAAGAUAGCUAUCUUUGAAGUUAGAAAUUAAAUAAAAUGAGCUUAAUUAAGCAUAAAAAUGCUAUGAUUAUUAAACAAAGCAGUAAGAAUAAGAAAUCUAAGAAUUAAAAUAAAAACUUGAGUCUAAUAAAAUUUUAUAAAAUACAAAUAAAAAUGAAAAUGUUAUUCAAUAAGAGAUCAAUUUCAAUAAAAAUGAUGAACUUUACUAAACAAACUAAAUGCUCUCCUAAGAAAACAAUUAAUUAAAAUUUAAAUUAAUGAAUUUAGAAAAUGAAAAUGAUUAGCUGAAAAUGGAAUAUUAAUAAAGUGAAGAGAACCAACAAAUCCUUUAAUAAGAAAUUUUUAAUUUGAGGGAGUACAUCGAUAAUUAAAAUUAAGAGUAUAUUUAGCAGCAAAGCCAAAUAUUGAAUGAUGGAGAAGAAUCAGUAGUGCUUAAAGGAGAUUAUGAAUAAGAAGCCUUAGAUUAAAGUGGAGUGAAAAACUUAGACUCAUUGAUGCAUGUUUUAAGCUGUUAAACUAUAGGAACAAACUACUACUAAUAAUGAAUGAAUAAUCUAAAAAAAUUACUUUCUAAGAUUUAUAAUAUUUAUUAUAAUUAAAAAAAUUAUAUUUAUCACAAUAAAGUGCAUUAUUUUAUUUAUUUAUUUAUAAAAUGCAUUUUACUUAAUUAAGAGUUGUCUUUUAGUUGAUUAUAAGAAUAUUUGCUUGUCUUUUAUAAAUUAUCAUA
Molecule: messenger RNA, 3689 nt
Organism: Tetrahymena thermophila SB210
Lineage: Eukaryota; Ciliophora; Oligohymenophorea; Hymenostomatida; Tetrahymenidae
Exons: 6
Source: RefSeq, a predicted model, not a curated record